UUCCUAUGUUAGCGUUUCUUUCAGUGUCCGAAUCUCAGCGAGAGGAAGUAACGAAGCAAAGGAAGUAGGGAUUUUUGAGCAGAGAACCAAAAAUGGUGGGUACAAAUCUCAAGGCAGAAACAUUGGCUUUAAUGGAGAAGAGGACCGCCAUUGAGACCGAGAUGAACCUCAUCAUCGACCGCCUCUGUCAACCCGGCGGCCCUGGCCUUUCCGGCAAUCUAGUCGACUCGGAGGGUUUUCCUCGGUCUGAUAUUGAUAUCCCAGUUGUGCGAGCAGAAAGGUCCCGUCUUUCUGAGUUGCGAAAUGAUCACAAGGAGAUUACUGAAAAGAUAAACAAAAAUAUAGAAGUUAUGCAUUCUGCAAGGCUUGCUCCUAAAGCUUCUCCCGCCAAAGAAUCGGGUGUCAAUGAGGGGUCAGAUAAUAACACCUCGUUGAGUCCCAAUGAUGUUUCAUCAACAACCGCGAACAAUGUUCCCAUGAGCUCUUCUAAUGCUAUGGAUGUGGAUAUGACAGUUAGCAUACCCUUUGCAAUGGUUGAUGAAAUAGCUGAUGCAUCACCAGCAGCAGAAGAUGGUUUACAACUUGGAGAUCAGAUUAUGAAGUUUGGGAAUGUGGAAGCUGGUGAUAAUUUGUUGCAGCGACUUGCUUCAGAAUCUCAGAGCAAUCAGGACCGAGCAGUUCCUGUUGUCCUUAUGAGGCAUGGUGCUGUUGUCAACACAACAGUGACACCAAGAACAUGGCAAGGUCGCGGUCUACUCGGAUGCCAUUUCCGGAUAUUGUAAUGGCUUAUGCUUUUCAUUUUUAAUGACCUGGCAGAUGCAUUAUAGUUGGUUUUGUUUUUAUCAAGUUUCUAGACAACCUCAACUGCUGAUAUGGACUUUCCAGAUUCUUUCUCUUUCUUCCUUUGCAUCUAAUGUUGGUAUGUGAUAGUAUAUAACUUUUUUUGGCAAUCUUGUAAAGAUUUGCAUACCAUAACCCAAUAUUUGAUACAAUUUAUGUUUCAUGAAAUGCAAGUGAACCAUUGUGGGGUA
This is a messenger RNA of Humulus lupulus (European hop), 1031 nucleotides long. RefSeq lists its product as uncharacterized. Gene Ontology annotation, cellular component: cytoplasm; nucleus. Gene Ontology annotation, molecular function: protein binding. NCBI's taxonomy places the organism in Eukaryota, Viridiplantae, Streptophyta, Magnoliopsida, Rosales, Cannabaceae. Gene Ontology annotation, biological process: proteasome regulatory particle assembly. Bases 93 to 782 code for a protein of 229 amino acids. The record is from RefSeq and is a predicted model, not a curated record. The transcript has 5 exons.